This is a messenger RNA of Solanum tuberosum (potato), 856 nucleotides long. RefSeq names its product casparian strip membrane protein 2-like. The transcript is spliced from 3 exons. The record is from RefSeq and is a predicted model, not a curated record. NCBI's taxonomy places the organism in Eukaryota, Viridiplantae, Streptophyta, Magnoliopsida, Solanales, Solanaceae. The coding region runs from base 65 to 622 and encodes 185 amino acids.
AGCUGAGAUACAAAUCAUAUAGAAAAAUUUCAGUGAAGAGAGAAACUUGAGCCAUCGAAAACGAAUGAUGAAGGCGGUAUCGAUUGAAUCUGGAGAAGCAUCAAAGGCUAUAGGUCAUGGAGUGAACAGAGGACUCUCUGUAUUUGAUCUUGUUCUUCGUAUCGUCGCGAUUGUUGGUACCUUAGCAGGAGCUGUGGCAAUGGGAACUGCUGAACAAACUCUUCCUUUUGCCACACAACUUGUGCAAUUUUCAGCUCAAUAUGAUGAUUUUGACUCAUUUAAGUUGUUCGUGAUUGUGAAUGCAAUAGUAUGUGCAUAUCUUGCUCUUUCUCUACCAUUUUCCAUCUUUCAUAUUAUGAGGAGCAGAGCAGGAAAAAGUCGGAUCUUGCUCAUCUUCCUUGACGCGAUAAUGCUGGUUCUUCUCACAUCUGGAGCAUCUGCAGCAGCUGCCAUUGUGUAUUUAGCACAUACUGGGAACACUUCUGCAAACUGGUUUUCAGUUUGUCAACAGUAUACCGAUUUCUGCCAACGAUCUGCUGGCUCUCUCAUCGGCUCAUUUGGCGCGAUGGUGUGUCUUGUUCUCCUAAUCAUUUUCUCAGCUGUCGCGAUAUCUAGGCGAUAAAUCAAUGCAGUUUAUACAUUGGCUUGUUAGCCUUUUAUAUAUAGUUUGUGUAUCUGUUGUGUUUGAUAAUUGACUGAUGCUGUUUAUACAUUGGCUUGCUAGCCUUUUAUAUAUAGUUUGUGUAUCUGUUGUGUUUGAUAUUUGACUAAAGUUUCAUGCUUUGGAUUUUGUAUGCAAUUCACUGCCAGACAGUGCCUUUUACUUAUAUCAAUAUAUAUUGUGUCUGUUAGUUUU